AUGGGAACGAAAUCUUCACCGUCUGAUAUUAUCAAUCUAAAAUUAAUUCUUGUUAGUGGUAAAACAGCUGAAUUUCAAUUUCCAUCUGCCACAACAGCAUUAGAUGUAGCAAAAUAUGUCUUUGAGAAUUGGCCCGAAGAUUGGGGAAGUGAAGAAAAAGCUGAUCGAUAUGAAGUUUUAAGAUUAAUUUAUCAAGGAAGAUUUUUACAUGGAAAUGUUACAUUAAGUGCUUUACGUCUUCAACAAGGCAAAACAACUGUGAUGCAUCUUAUUCAACGUGAACAUCUUCCUGAUUCAACAAAUGGCGAUCAAAAACGAAAACAUAAACAUGACAAUAAUCAACAAGGAACAUCACCAGAUGCAAUAGCAUCAAAUACUAAUACAAAUUCAACGCCUGGUUGUUGUGAUGCAUGUAUAAUAUUAUAA
This is a messenger RNA of Adineta steineri, 426 nucleotides long. NCBI's taxonomy places the organism in Eukaryota, Metazoa, Rotifera, Eurotatoria, Adinetida, Adinetidae. The record is from the annotation of a GenBank genome assembly.